GUACUGUCAGGUAGCUUAGUGUUGGUUUUAUGUGUACAUGCUGCCUGUGUUUACAUUGCUUUCUAAAAUGAAGCAUAGCAUUUAGCUUAGCUUGUAAUUUCUUAAGUAAAAGGAAUCCACUGAUACUUGUGUUACACCAUGUCUGGUUCUGAUAUUCUGAAUUCUUCUACAACACCUCAGACCUGUGAUACUGAUUGCCAGACUAAUGGAUGUAAAACAGCCGAGUCUCUCCCAAUUCCGAGGUUACUGUCAGUUAAAAAAAGGAAACUAGUUCUUCACAUUGAUCUAAACAACACCAUCCUGGUAUCUGAUGCUGUUACAAAACAUGGGACGGUUGCUGCCCUUGAGUAUUUUUUGUCCACUGUAACCUGGGGACGGUUGACCAAAGGAAAAUGGGAGUGGAUAAGUGAGUCUCCAUCUCUUCUUUCACCUUGCGAAGGUGCUGUAAGUUAUUACUCCCAGUUCGGUAGGGUAACAGGCUUUACCACAACUGGUCCAGGCCAGCGUUUCCGAAAUGUACUUGAUGAAAAUCUGAAACUGCUGCUCUGGCCCUCUGACCUGCCUGCAGACAAGGAGCUUUCAGUAAAAGGAGAAGACGGCAGACUGUACCACUGGAUCCUGCCCUCUUUUUUCCACCUGCUGCAGGAUCUCACCUCACAAGGGAUCGAGUUUUCUGUCCUGUUCCGCACGUUUGGUACAGACCUGCCCCGCCUGCUAAAUGUUGUUCACCGAGUUCUCACGCAGUGCUCCCAUCCAUUGUUCCCUGCCCUUCCUGAUCUGAAGCUGAGUGUGAACACAAUGCCUGGCCAGAUCAGGUGCAACACUAAAGGAGCAACAGUGACUCGUGGGGAGGAGCGUGUGUCCACUGUGGAUGGGGAACGCAGUGUGUACCAGUACUUUAGCUCUUCACAUGGACUUGGGGGCUUUCAGGAUCACUUCAACUGGUGGGCACGAAACACAUACUCCAUCAUGGGAGGAAAGCCACUGUGGAUUGAUCCUUUUGACUCCACGGUCCAACACAUCUUUAUAGAUGACAACAUCCGUCAAAAUGACGAUGACACCAUCGUGCAUCCAAAGGUAUUCUUGGAAUCUGAGGGAUCGGUGACCCGCACAGCCUCCACCUCAGAACUUUAUGACUUGUGUUUGAUCCAAAAUGACCUACUGGGUGCCAUUUCAAACCCCUCAUACUUUACCCAGCGCAUUCACAUCUGCAUGGAGAACUAUGAGAGGAACCUUAUGGGGCAGCCUGACUAGAGUUUACAUUCAUAGAUUGGGAAAAGGUGGAAUAGGCUUAGAAAGACCAACUAUAUUGUUUUUUACCUGAAUAUGCAGUCAGUGUAAAUGUCAGACAUCAGAACUUGAUUUAUUUAUUUAUUUAUUCAAUGUAUUUUACUUAAAAAUUGCCCAAGCUUUGUAUCUUUAACCAUUUUGAACCAACACCUUCCUUAUCUGCUUGUACCCCCUCCCAUUCCUCCCUAGCAAGACCCCCAUUACUUAAUUUUACCCAUUAAUACCCAUUAUUUUGUUUAUUACCCAUUACCCAGUUUUUGUGCUGCUGAUUUUGACAUUAACCAUAAUAUUCUCAGGUUUUAAAAGGAUCAAUCUAUGGAGUAAAUUAUGUGUUUAGAAUCACCAUACUUGAAUUUUGGACUGUUACUUUGAAAGUAGAUGAAUAAUAUUUGGCUCAGCACAUUGUACAAUAGACUUGUAACUCAUUAAGAUUUACUGUAUAAAAUAUCUUUUAGAUAUUUACAUCUACUGUGUGGCACAAGAAUA
Messenger RNA from Trichomycterus rosablanca, 1776 nucleotides. RefSeq lists its product as uncharacterized. The transcript has 5 exons. NCBI's taxonomy places the organism in Eukaryota, Metazoa, Chordata, Actinopteri, Siluriformes, Trichomycteridae. The coding region runs from base 139 to 1254 and encodes 371 amino acids. The record is from RefSeq and is a predicted model, not a curated record.